CUCUAACAUGUUUAUUUACUUCCGGAUGUCAAAUUGCGAAACGGAAAAAUAAAAUCCAGUUAUUUUGUAAUACUCGUCUUAUUUCUACUUCGAGGACAAGUCAACGUUUGUAUAUUUUACGGGACACAAUUUAGCCAUGACAUCAAAUCAGAUGCCCCCACCUCCAAGUUACGAUGAAAGUGCACAGUACCCAAAUCAAGGCACAGAGUAUCAAAAAGGGUACAACACUGUUGGUCAGCAGCCCCCACUGGUUGGGUAUGCUCCACCCCCUCAAGGCCCACCCCAGGGGUAUGGAUUUGGGGAGCCUCAGGGCCCACCCCAGGGGUAUGCCCUACACCCUCAAGGCCCACCCCAGGGGUAUGGAUAUGAGGAGCCUCAGGGUCAACCCCAGGGAUACGGACAAGCGGGCCAUGGGGAGCCUGAGCUGGCAGCCCCUAAAGCGGAUGAUCGUGGCAUGAAUAUGUUUCAGGAUGAUACAUUCUCAAACAAGACUGUGAGGAGAGGAUUCAUCAAGAAGGUGUAUCUGAUUCUGACUGUACAACUGUUGGUGACAUUUGGUGUGACCACCUGGUUCUCACUAUGGAAGGAUAUUCAUUCCUUUCUUCACAGCUCUGGUGGGGUCGCAGCCUACUAUGUGUCAUAUGCGACUUUCCUGGUGACAUACUUUGUUCUGGUCUGCUGUCCAGGAGUGAGGAGAAAGCAUCCAGGAAACCUGAUAUGUCUGGGAAUAUUUACGCUGGCCUUCACAUACAUGGUGGCGAUGAUUGCAUCUUUCUACGACACAAAGAUCGUGAUGGUGGCUGCUGGCAUCACCACUCUCGUGUGUCUGGCUAUCUCCAUCUUUGCCAUCCAGACAAAGAUUGACUUCACGAUGUGUUCCGGACUGCUGUUUGCCCUGGUGAUGGUUCUCUUCUUAUUCGGUAUAGCCUGUAUGAUCACCUACCUUACUGUUGGAUACAGCCUGAUCAUGGAUUGUGUGUAUGGAGGACUGGCAGCUCUGGUCUUUUCCCUGUUUCUGAUCUAUGACACUCAGAUGAUUGUUGGCGGCAGAAAGCAUGAGCUGAGCCCAGAGGAAUACGUUUAUGGAGCCCUUCAGCUCUACAUUGAUGUCGUCUACAUUUUCCUCAUCAUUCUUUCCUUCUUUGGAAAGAAGUAGACAGUCAAGUCUGUCAAUUAGAUAGAAGCUUGAAUUUGUCAAGAGUCAAGAGGAGCUUGAUAUAUCUGGGUUGACAGAAGCUUACUAAGUUGAAGACAUUUAAUGUAGGCAGACUCUUGAAUGUGAAUGUUUUGACCCUACUUGACACAACUUUUUUGAGCUGUUACCUUUAUCCACUUAACUAUUUAUUUAUUUCCAUUUAGUAUAUAUUUGAUUAAGUCAAUAUAAAGUGUCAUAACACACUUUUUUUAUCUCAGUUAUGGAAAGAGUAUUUAAUGUUAGUUAUGGAAAUAUUUUUUUUUUAAAGACCUAAAAAAGUAUACUUCAGCUCAUUCUUAAACAGCAUUGUUGACUUAUUAUGUUUCUUGUUUGUGAAGUUUAUUUUCUUACUUUGUAAAGAAAUCACUGCUUACAAUCUAGUGCAUAUUAAUCGAGAUCAAUGCUUUUAUAUUUGUAUCAUUUUUAACCAGGUUUUCAACGAAAAUCGGGUUAUUAGAAUGAGGUUGUCGUUGGACGGGCGGGCGGGCGUCAAACAUUGGUUUCUGUUCAAUAACUUUAGUUAGCAUUGAUAGAUAUUGAUGAAACUUGGUGUGUAGGUAGCUUAUGGGAAGAGCUAGCUUGGGUUUGCUUUUAAGGGGGGUGGGGCUAAGGUCAAGGUCACUGUUACUAAAAAUAGAAAAAUGGUUUCUGCCCAAUAACUUUAGUUAGCAUUCAUAGAUAAUGACAAAACUUGGUGUGUAAGUUGCUUAUGUGAAGAGCUAGCUUGGGAUUGCUUUUGAGUGGGGAGGGGCUAAGGUCAAGGUCACUUUUACUUAAAAUAGAAAAAUGGUUUCUGCCCAAUAACUUUAGUUAGCAUUGACCGAUACUGAUGAAACUUGGUGUGUAAGUUGCUUAUGUGAAGAGCUAGCUUGGGAUUGCUUUUGAGUGGGGAGGGGCUAAGGUCAAGGUCACUAUUACUUAAAAUAGAAAAAUGGUCAUGGUCACUGUUACUAAAAAUAGAAAAAUGGUUUCUGCCCAAUAACUUUAGUUAGCAUUGACCUAUAUUGAUGAAACUUGGUGUGUAGGUAGCUUAUGUACAGAGCUAGCUUGGGAUUGCUUUUGAGGAGGGUGGGGCUAAGGUCAAGGUCGCCUGUUACUAAAAAUAGAAAAAUGGUCUCUGCCCAAUAACAUAAGUUAACAUUGAUAGAUAUUGAUGAAACUUAGUGUGUAGGUAGCUUAUGUGAAGAGCUAGCUUGGGAUUGCUUUUGAGUGGGGAGGGGCUAAGGUCAAGGGAACUAUUACUAAAAAUAGAAAAAUGGUUUUGGCCCAAUAACUUUAGUUAGGAUUGACAGAUAUUGAUGAAACUUGGUGUGUAGGCAGCAUGUGAAGAGCUAGCUUGGGAUUGCUUUUGAGGGGGGUGGGGCUAAGGUCAAGGUCACUGUUACUAAAAAUUAAAAAAUGGUGUCCGCCCAAUAACUUUAGUUAGCAUUGAUAGAUAUUGAUAAAACUUGGUGUGUAGGUAGCUUAUGUACAGAGCUAGCUUGGGAUUGCUUUUGAGGGGGAUGGAGCUAAGGUCAAGGUCACUGUUACUAAAAAUAGAAAAAUGGUUUCUGCCCAAUAACUUUAGUUAGGAUUGAUAGAUAUUGACCAAAUUUUGUAUGUAGGUACUAGAAGCUUAUGUGAAGAGCAAGCUUGGAAUUUCUUUUGAGGGGGUGGGGUCAAGGUCACUGUUACUAAAAAUAGAAAAAUGGUUUCUGCCCAUUAACUUUAGUUAGCAUCGAUAGAUAUUGAUGAAACUUAGAGCGAUGGUAGCUUAUGUGAAGAGCUAGCUUGGGAGGUGGGGUCAAUGUCACUGUUCCUAAAAAUAGAAAAAUGGUUUUGGCCCAAUAACUUUAGUUAGGAUUGACAGAUAUUGAUGAAACUUGGUGUGUAGGCAGCAUGUGAAGAGCUAGCUUGGGAUUGCUUUUGAGGGGGGUGGGGCUAAGGUCGAGGUCACUGUUACUAAAAAUUAAAAAAUGGUGUCCGCCCAAUAACUUUAGUUAGCAUUGAUAGAUAUUGAUAAAACUUGGUGUGUAGGUAGCUUAUGUACAGAGCUAGCUUGGGAUUGCUUUUGAGGGGGAUGGAGCUAAGGUCAAGGUCACUGUUACUAAAAAUAGGAAAAUGGUUUCUGCCCAAUAACUUUAGUUAGGAUUGAUAGAUAUUGACCAAAUUUUGUAUGUAGGUACUAGUAGCUUAUGUGAAGAGCAAGCUUGGAAUUUCUUUUGAGGGGGUGGGGUCAAGGUCACUGUUACUAAAAAUAGAAAAAUGGUUUCUGCCCAUUAACUUUAGUUAGCAUCGAUAGAUAUUGAUGAAACUUAGAGCGAUGGUAGCUUAUGUGAAGAGCUAGCUUGGGAGGUGGGGUCAAUGUCACUGUUCCUAAAAAUAGAAAAAUGUUUUUCUGCCCAACAACUUAGUUAGAAUUGAUGGAUAGUGAUGAAUUUUAGUGUGAAUAUAGCCUAUAUGAAGCUGCAGAAUGAACUUGCUCAUACAACAAAUUAAUUGGCUAUAAUUUCUGAUUGGCCAUAACAAAAACCUGGUUUCAUCGCAUUGCGGUGCUUCUAGUUAUCUUUAUAAGUAUAUUUCAUUCAGUCAUCAAUUUGAGUAUUUCUAUUUUAAUUAUAUUUAUUCUAUGUAUAUAUAUAUAUAUAUAUAUAUAUACAGCUCAGAAUGAAAACCAACAUAAAACACAGAUUGUAUAGUAAGCAUUCGAUACACAUGGGUCAAUUAAUAUGUCAUUUGAAAACAACAGGUGAACAAACAUUAUGACCCUGUCAAGAUUAUUAUUUUUCAAUGAUCUUGAUUUUAAAUAUUGUUGUUGUAAUUCAUACCUAAUUGUUGUUCAAUUUUCUUGUCCAUGUUGUAGUGCAAAUCUCUGUUAUCUCCAAUUACCAGGUCUUACAGAAUGUAAAAAUCCCACCAAUUAAGACAGAUUCCUCCAUCAAUUUAUAAAAAUCCACCCCACCACCACCAUUUUUUGCAUAGGUGAAAAAGAAAAAAACGCCAAUAUGAUAUUCAUCUUUUCUUGCUGGUUUAUGAAAGAUAUAGAAUGCCAUUUCAAUAAAGCGCAAUCAAAUAUAAAUGUUUGCAAGACUUUUAAUUAAAAUUGAAAAUAAUUCAUCGUAAAAAACGCUAUUUUUAGUUAUUUGAAAUUACUGCGCUCUAUGACGUCAGUAAAUAACGUCGCACGCGCUUUUUUGUGUAAAUGUACGAAAGUUCGUUUUCUACGUCAUUUUUUCAAUAAAUUCAUAAUUUUAGGUAUGCAAGAAAUAAAUAUCAAUCAUGUUUUUUUGGUCCGGAUCGAAAAAUCCAACCCUUGGGCACGCUGCGUGAUCGGUAACUCGGCAAGCCUCGUGACCGGCUAACGCGCGUGCCCUCAGGUCGGAUUUUUCUAUCCGUACCGGAAACACAUAAUAGAUACUUAUACUCUUAUACUCUUACACUGGACCACAACUGUUCAAUUAUAUAGUCUCCAUAAAAGCAGAAAUCUUACUUCAUCUGCGACAGAACUGUUUGCACUAAUAAAUUUUCAAACUAUUCAGUUGAAUGUUUAUGAAGUGCAUAUGGUAAAUAUUUUUUUAAUCGGCAAUCAAGUAAUUAUUUCAUGAACAGUCAGGUAUUUAUUUCAUGAACAGUUUAGUAUUUAUUGAAUGAACAGUCUAGUAUCUAUUUAAUUAACAGUCAAGUAUUUAUUUAAUGAACAGCAUACAUGCCAUAUCCCCCGGUGGGGGGGGGGAAUCCCCUACAAUUCCGACCUAUCCCCUGGUCCCCCGCUAUCGAUAUUGCCUGGAAUUUAAGAAAAAUAAAAUAUAUACAUAUAUAUUUUUUUUUUGAGAAACUAGCUUAAAGUUGACAGUGGAAAGCAGCCAUAAUAUUAUGAGUGUGAAAUUCCAUGAAGGAUCAUGAUGACUAAGUCCAAAAAUUAUUGUAAUUAGAGUGUAUUUCUGUAAUAUUUCCUAUAUCAUAAAUGUAGAUAUUGUGCUAAAUUUUGUUGCGUAAAAAUCCCCUUGUGUAAUAUCAAAAUCCCCUGGAAUUCAGACCAAAAUCCCCUGGGAAGCCUCUCAGAAAUAUGGCAUGUAUGGAACAGCCAAGUAUUUAUUUCAUCAACAAUCAAGUAUAUAAUUCAUGAAAAGUCAAGAAUUUAUUUAAUGAACAGUUAGAUAUUUAUUUCAUGAACUGUCAAGCAUUUGUUUCUUUAAUAAUAUUCAUAGAUUUUUGACAGUUACUCUACAAUGUUUCAGAUUCAGAUUUUGUGGUUUUAAGGUUGUUUGUUGUUCGAUGAUGUUGGGUGAUUGUUUUUAUGCCCCCCGAAGGUGGGCAUAUUAAAAUCGCACCCUCCGUCCGUCCGUCUGUCCGUCCGGCUCUGUAACUUUCCCUUGUAUGGACAGAUUUUGAAAUAACUUGCCACAUGUAUUCCACAUACCAAGACGACGUGUGGCGUGCAAGACACUUGUCCCUACCUCAAAGGUCAAGGUCACACUUAGUGUUUAUUCACAAUGGAGUGCUGCAUAUAAGGACAUAGAGUAUAGGUUGUCGUGUCCGGGCUGUAACUUUCCCUUGUAUGGACAGAUUUUAAAAUAACUUGCCACAUGUGUUCCACAUACCAAGACGACGUGUCACGUGCAAGACCCGUGUCCCUGCCUCAAAGGUCAAGGUCACACUUAGUGUUUAUUCACAAUGGAAUGCUGCAUAUAAGGACAUAGAGUAUAGGUUGUCGUAUCCGGGCUGUAACUUUCCCUUGUAUGGAAAGAUUUUAAAACUUGCCACAUGUGUUUCACAUAUGAAGACGACGUGUCGUGUGCAAGACCCAUGUCCCUACCUCACGUAAUUGACACGUAAAGGCAAGAUCAACUUUUCAUGUACUGACCUUGUUCAUAGGUCAAUGUCACAUUCGGGGGCAUUCGUCACAUACUGUGACAGCUCUUGUUUUUCUUAAAAUAAGAAAUUAAUUUUCAUAUUUUUACGAAUUUCUGUUUUAAAGUGUUCCAUUUUGCACUUUAUUAAAUGACAUUUCACACCAUCUUUGAUGAAUAAAUAUAGAAUAUAAGGUAACUAUUAAUUAAUAAUUUGUUAGGUAUUUCUUGACCCAAUAUACUAGUGACCCGCAUGUUUUUUAGCCUAAGUGGUGAUCAUAAUUAAACAAAUUAAUCACAGUUUUAAGGGGUUAAGAAGUAAAGAAAACACACUACCUACCUACUUCUAAGAUUGUUUUUCAGGGAAAUGCCUAACAAAAUUUUAACUGUGGCCUUGACAACCAAAGUUUUUUUACAAUUGCAGAACAUGCAUUUGGAAACCACAUUAAGCAUCAAAAAUGCUAUUUCUGAAACAUUUUGUGUUGACAUUCAUUUGGCCAUGCUCUUGUACAUAUAAUACUGUUUAUUGAAAUGGCUGACAAUUAGAAUUAUUGUCUUCGGACAAUGUGACAUGUUUGUCAAUUUAUAUUUGUAAAUAGUAUUAAAUCAUAGUUGUUAUGAAGUUUUGUCUGAAUUUUGUAUUGUUCCUUCUAAUAUACUGUUACUUGUCGUUUCGUAUUUUUACUCCAAACAUUGAAGUACUUGUAUUCGACAUUGUUAUGUAGUUUAGAAUGUAUUUCACAUUCUUAAAACUCUGAAUGAUGAAAAUUUAUUCCAUGAUCAACGUCAGUUUCAAACAUUAUUGUUAUUCAUAAAUCAUUACCGUAUAUUUUACUGCUUACCGUAGUUGUGAGUUUGAGCCCCAAAUGGGGAAAUUUUCAUGGCUUUUCAAAAUGGAAACCAGUGCUAUUUUCCAUCAAGGUGACCGGUAUGUAAUGCUAUUUUCUAUAAGCAUUAUGAUGAUAAGUUAAGGUCUAGCUAAAAAAAUUAUUUUUAUUUGUAACUGACUUAAUACCUCAAUUGAGUUCUUUAAUCUUUUUAUGCCUAUUUUGUGUGUUGUAGAUUAGCAGUGUUGUAACACUUGCAUUCAGUAUUGUUCAUGAAAUUUUGUCUUUAAAACAUUAGAUGGAAAACAAAUACUGUUGAACAUAACCAUGGUGAAAAUUUCAGUUUUGAUAAUUAACAAUGUACUUAAAUCAUGCUACCAAUCUAUUGAAAUGUAGUUAUACAUUUUAUAUUGAUUCUUUUUAUGACUUUAUAAUGACUUCAUACUAAAACUACAAUCAUUCUUAUAUUGAACACAAAAGAUUGAAAACAUAUUGAUUCAAAUGUCAGAAUCAAAGCUCAGUUAAUUGUAUUUCAUUAAAACUGGUGUUUCCACUAAGUUUUCACAGAAACUGUUGUAAAAAAUUAUAUAACUCCACUACCAUGAUGUUAAAAAUUGUUGAGAUACUGCUUCUAUUUAGCCGUAGUUUUCUAGUCAUAUUGCUAUUUUUAGUAUGGGUAAAUGUUUGCUAAUACACAGGCUUAACUUGAGCAAUUACUUUGAUUUGAUAAUUGAAAACUAACAAACAUAACUUGAUUUAGUGUUCGAAAUUAGAUCUUGUCUACUGCACAAGCCACUAUAUAAAUCAACCUGGUCAUAUUCAAUAACAGCUGACAGCUGAUUUACCAAAAUAAAUGUUCAUUUGAUUUGAAAAAAUACUUUAGCCCUACCAAUGGACAAAAUAUUAUUUUGAACACUAAGAAUGGUUUAUUGUUGAAAGAUACAUGUAUUUUAAAUUGACAAAUAUUAUGAAUUUUACUUAUGUUUAAAACACCAUUUCAAUGUUGAACAAAAUGGACAAGCUUAAGUAUUUCAUGUUAAAAGUUUUGUUUUUUUUAAAUAAUUAUGUAUAGUCCUUUUAGGAAAAAAAAUCAUGACUGAGCAGUUUAACUAUUGUUGAUUACUCUGAUAUUUAUCAAUAUAAUUUUAUUUAUAUUUCUAAGUAUUAUUUUUUUAUACGAGAAUGUAUAUACAUAGUACAUUUCUAUCUAUAAGCACCAUAAUGACUUCAUUUUGUUUUAUUUAUCGGUUUCUUGAUUGUUUAAAGUAGUUUGAAAUAAAGUAAAAGGUUAAGGUAGUUACCCCAUGGCCCCCUUUCGUAAAAAAUCUCCUUUAUUUUCAACGUUGAAUACUGGGUAAUGAAUGAUUUUAAAGGUUUUGUACUAAAAUGUAGUUUUUUAGUUUCUGUGUACCACAUACCAUCCACUUGCGUCUUGGUAUAGAAAAAUAGUGGUCGUUGGGACCACUUCAAAAAAGAUCUUAGUCAGUUUUAGUCGUAAAUAGAAAUAAGCUUAGUGACAUUGUCUCAUUAUUUCAUAUUGGUAUAUGGUGUCCUGAACUUGAGCCAGUAGUAAAGUUGAACACUAAGUUGAGGAAAGAAAAACAUCAAUGUGUUCCCAUUUGUGACGUUUAAGAUUAUUUAAGUUACGACUAAAAUUCUUAUUGAAACAGCCUCCCAAAUUCUGCGUUCAAAAAUGGCGAGUCAUUCUCAGUGUUACCUCAGUAAUUUGGAUUGCUUUCACCACUUUAUACCACUUUUAUUUAAACAAAUUUGAAUCCAUGUGUUACAAUUUCCUACACCGAUAUUUGUCAGGCAUGAAAUUGGAAAUGUUUAACCUGAAAUGUUCUUUGCAAAUUGCAUUUUCACAGAACCAACCUCUGUUUAAUAAAAUAUUAUCAUUGAA
This is a messenger RNA of Mya arenaria, 8754 nucleotides long. Its product is annotated as protein lifeguard 3-like. The record is from RefSeq and is a predicted model, not a curated record. Bases 137 to 1156 code for a protein of 339 amino acids. NCBI's taxonomy places the organism in Eukaryota, Metazoa, Mollusca, Bivalvia, Myida, Myidae. Gene Ontology annotation, cellular component: endoplasmic reticulum; membrane; Golgi apparatus. Gene Ontology annotation, biological process: negative regulation of apoptotic signaling pathway. The transcript has 13 exons.